Molecule: messenger RNA, 201 nt
Organism: Pyricularia oryzae 70-15
Lineage: Eukaryota; Fungi; Ascomycota; Sordariomycetes; Magnaporthales; Pyriculariaceae
Exons: 3
Coding region: 1-201 (66 amino acids)
Source: RefSeq, a predicted model, not a curated record
AUGGAUACCUGUACUUUUGACAACUGGGCUGCGAACUACAAAAAUUUACGCAAAGAAAAUUAUCUGGGUCAUGGAAAGUUUAAUCCAAAUUCACUGGUUGGAGAAUGUCUUGUUGUCCGGUGGGCCCAGUUUUGCAUUCGUGGUGCACUGCAGCGAACCCACUAUGCGCGCGGAUGGGGCGCUGAGCAAAAGCAGCAUUGA